AUGGGAAGCGUCAAUAUUCUUGAGCCUUCUUUGAUCAAGGACCUUUCGAAUCACAUUUAUGAAAAACGUAAGGCCACAGCAUUCCAAAUUGAGAGUUUGACUAAAGCUGCUUUGGCCAGGAAUGACAGUCAGACUAUCUACAAGAUCAUCAAUGAAUUGACGGAAUUGACAAAUGGGGGAACCAAUUCAGCCAAAAUGGGGGCAAUCACAGCCCUUGGAAGUGUUUCUGUUGCACUUGGAUCGUUCGCAAUUGCAUACUUCUUGGAGGAAAUCAUAAAACCAAUAUUUGCUACUUUUAGAGAUACUGAUGCCAGAGUCCGGUAUUAUGCAUGUGAAUCUCUUUACAACAUAGCCAAGAUUGCAAGAGGAGAAAUGUUGCUUUAUUUCAACGAAGUGUUUGAUAUUUUAUGCAUUUUGGUUACUGAUACCGAGUCGUCUGUGAAAAAUGCAGCUGACAUUCUUGAUCGUUUGAUCAAAGAUAUCGUUAGUGCCAAGUCUACCAAUUAUGUGUCCAUUUUACAACAACAAGAGCUAUCCAAUGAAAUCCAAACACAUCUAGUGGAUGCCAAUGGCGUGGCAAUCCAGGUGAAUCAAGUGCAAGAUUCUCAAAAGGCAUUCUCGCUACCAAAGUUCAUACCAACGUUGUUGGAGAGGAUGUAUACCAUCGAUCCAUUUGCUAAGAAGUUUUUAAUUAGCUGGCUUGAAUUGUUCGAUGAUAUACCCUCGUUGGAGCUCAUUACCUUUUUACCCAACUUCUUAGAGCCGUUGAUCAGAUUCUUGAUGAAUAGUUCUCCUUCCGAUGUGAGGCUAGAAACAAGCAACAUAUUGAAUGUCUUCCUAAAAGAAAUCAAAUCGAUCUACAAAGUGAAGUAUGAGGUUAAGAAGAAUCAAUUGAUCCAAGAGAAGAAAAAGGCUCAAAAGGAGAAAGAAGCAGCCGAACGAAUUGAAUCUGUGGAUAAUAUUUCCGACGAGGUCAAGGAAAUCAAAUUACAUCAAUCCGAGGAAGAUGACACCAACUCCAUCAAAUCGGACGAUACUACAAUUGUAAGAAAAAUUGAGACGGACGACCAGGAACCCGAAUCUGUGGAUUUCGAAACCAAUGACGGGGAACCUCAGGAUGGUUUGUUCCUUAACGGACAGGAUAUUUUUAUUGACUACGCUAAAAUAAUUGAAAUAUUGUUGACCUUUAUCAGAACUCCAGAUGAAAAGGGAGAAAUGAAAAAUACAGAUUUAUCCAAUGAGCCCCAUGAAAUUUACUUGGAAAUCCAAUACGUUGUCUUAAAAUGGUUAUUAGAAAUCUUAGAAACAGUUCCAAUUGGAUUUGUGAAAUGCUUGCCUGAGUGUGUGUCCAUCGUAGUUUCGAACAUAUCCAUUACAGAUGAUGACAAGGACUUCGAAUUACGGAACCAAUUCUUGGAUUUCAACCGAUCCUUACAAGAAUUGUUGAUCAGAUUUAGUGAUGCGGAUGAUGGUAAUACUUCUGGAAUUGAAGAAGAAGAUUUUGUGAUAAAUGACAACUUGAUUCACGGUCUAACCAAGGAAGUCUAUGAUGAAUUUGUGGAGUAUCAGUUGCAAUACACCCUAAGCAAGAUAAUGAGUAAGUACUUGAAUUCGACUAAUGAAUUGUCAAGGAUUACAUCAUUAGAAUGGUUGUUGUUCUUAUAUACGAGAAACCCACAGGGCUUUUUUCAAUUCGUGGGAGAAGGUGAAAACAAGUUCGAUCUUACCAGUUUACUUAAGUCUUGCACCGAUGCAAGUAAUGAUGUAGUACUCAAAGUACUCCAACUUUUAUCAAAAAUCUCAGAGGCGAACGAUGAAUUUUUCAAGGACUUUAUGAUAAAAUUGAUACGAUUAUUGGAGAAAGAGAAAUCCAAUCCUCCUACUCUCACAAGAGGUAGGAUUGAAUUCAUAAUCAGAAAACUAUGUGUUUCACUUAAUUCGGAGAAGAUCUUCAAGACAUUAUCUGAAGUAUUGGUCUCACUUGAUGAUCUUGAAUUCUUAAAUGUCAUGAUUGUCACUCUUAAUGACAUUUUGUUGACCACCCUGGAGUUGUGCACCUUCCGGAAGAAAUUGAAGAAUCUUGACGUGUAUAAAAUCGAAGACUGGUCAUUGUUUGCUACACUUUUCCAAAGUUGGUGCCAUAAUGCUCCAAGUGCAUUAUCACUUUGUUUGUUAACUUCAAACUAUGAGUUGGCCUAUUUGAUAAUUAAAAAUUUGUCUGAAUUGGAAGUGACAUUUCAGCUUUUGACUCAAUUAGACAUCUUGGUUCAGUUGAUUGAAUCGCCCAUUUUCUUGAAGUUGAGACUCCAGUUGUUGGAGCCCGAGAAGCAUCCAUACUUGUACAGAACGUUGUAUGGGCUCCUCAUGAUAUUACCACAGUCCUCGACAUUUACCACCCUCAACAAUCGACUCAGCUCAAUAACGCACGUCCAUUCCGCAAGUGCAAUCACGACUGCUGUCCCCGCACCCAUAGGAACACCCGUAUCUACACCAGGCCCCGCUGGAGCGACCACGCCUGGUGUCAGUAACCAGCUCUCCAUCAAGAGAAAGAGGAUAUAUGAGAUGUUGGACAAGUUUACCAAGGUGCAAGAAAGGCACGAGGAAUACGCCAUCGACCGCAAAGUGAAGGGUGCAUUCAACGAACAAUCCAACGACGGCUACUCCAAGGACAGACUCAUCAGCUACAACAUGAGUUUUCCGGAAAAGAAGGACUACUUCAGUGAAGCAGGACAAUCGACUAGAAGGUACUAA
Suhomyces tanzawaensis NRRL Y-17324 is the source of this 2751-nucleotide messenger RNA. RefSeq lists its product as uncharacterized. The record is from RefSeq and is a predicted model, not a curated record. Gene Ontology annotation, cellular component: endosome membrane; fungal-type vacuole membrane; PAS complex. Gene Ontology annotation, biological process: phosphatidylinositol biosynthetic process; positive regulation of kinase activity. Lineage: Eukaryota; Fungi; Ascomycota; Pichiomycetes; Serinales; Debaryomycetaceae. The transcript has a single exon. The coding region runs from base 1 to 2751 and encodes 916 amino acids.